AUGCAGCUCGAAAGAGAGUUCUUCACCGAAUAUGGAGAGGCAGGAAGAUAUGAAGUUCAAGACGUGGUUGGAAAAGCCAGUUAUGGUGUUCGUGUCCUUGAUGCCCUUUUCCCUUCAGUGCUUGGUGGCACAUGUGCCAUUCCUGGUGCCUUUGGCUGUGGGAAAACUGUUAUCAGUCAAGCUCUAUCCAAGGUAUCAGGACCAGUUGUCACUGCAGAUGGAAUGGCUGGUGUUGCUACAUAUGAACUUGUCCGUGUUGGACUUUAUGAAGAGACAGCUGGAUUGAUUGUGAAUGAUCCUGUUUUACGGAAACACAAGCCUCUGUCAGUAGAGUUGGGCCUUGGAAUCUUGAGGAACAUAUUUCAUGGUAUUCAGAGGCCUAUGAAGACUUUUGCUAAAAUAUCAAAUGAUGUGUACAUCCCACGUGGUGUAUCUGUCCCAGCACAUGACGAGGACAUCCUUUGGGAAUUUCAACCGAAACGAUUAGGUGAGGGAGACCUUGUGACAGGUGGCGAUCUAUAUGUUCGUGUCCUUGAUGCCCUUUUCCCUUCAGUGCUUGGUGGCACAUGUGCCAUUCCUGGUGCCUUUGGCUGUGGGAAAACUGUUAUCAGUCAAGCUCUAUCCAAGGUAUCAGGACCAGUUGUCACUGCAGAUGGAAUGGCUGGUGUUGCUACAUAUGAACUUGUCCGUGUUGGACUUUAUGAAGAGACAGCUGGAUUGAUUGUGAAUGAUCCUGUUUUACGGAAACACAAGCCUCUGUCAGUAGAGUUGGGCCUUGGAAUCUUGAGGAACAUAUUUCAUGGUAUUCAGAGGCCUAUGAAGACUUUUGCUAAAAUAUCAAAUGAUGUGUACAUCCCACGUGGUGUAUCUGUCCCAGCACAUGACGAGGACAUCCUUUGGGAAUUUCAACCGAAACGAUUAGGUGAGGGAGACCUUGUGACAGGUGGCGAUCUAUAUGUUGUUUCUGUUAAUUACAAGUCUAGCAUAAGUAAUAGUGGUAUUGGAAUGAUAUGCAGUGUAUUCCCUGAAACCCUAACAAGAAUGCUUGUUGCUCGAUGA
Messenger RNA from Lactuca virosa, 1059 nucleotides. Lineage: Eukaryota; Viridiplantae; Streptophyta; Magnoliopsida; Asterales; Asteraceae. The record is from the annotation of a GenBank genome assembly.